AUGCGGAAAGCCGCUGCAGGCACCAACAGAGCCAUGCCCGUACCUAAGAGAGCAGGAGGCAAAAAGAGUGCCGCUGUGCAAGAAAAGCUGCCUCCUUAUGAGCCAAACAUCCCUGAACCAACCACAAGGGCAGACUUCAUGAAAUAUUGGUUACCCCUCACUUUGGAUGACAAAACUGCACAGAAGUUCCUUUGGAUUUCAGAGGGUGGGUCCAAGGUGGCCCGUAUGUCAGAUGCGGUGUGUCCAUAUCCCAACAGACCUGAGAGAUAUGAACACACACCACAGGUUUUAUGCAAGGAGGGGUUGUUGGGGUCACGGGGUUACUGGGAGGUGGACUACGAUGGUUGGGUAGUUAUCGGGUUGGUCUGUGAGAGUUCAGGGCGGAAGGGGGAGGGUGGGCCUUGUGGCCUUGGGGAGAAUGACAGCUCCUGGGGAGCAGGCUGGGCUGGAUCUUGCUACCAGGUCUGGCACAAUGGGGAUAAUGUGGAGGUCCAGCUCCCCCUCUCGUCCACCAUAGGCUUGUACGUAGACCAGCCUGCCGGCAUUAUCAAGUUUCUCCUGGUGGAGGGAGAGGGCAACAAGGAGGUGCAUCUGAUUCACAAGUUCAAAUGCAACUUCAAAGAGAAGCUUCUGCCUGGGCUCUGGGUUGGCACAAACUCAUUCUGUCUUCUCCGGAAAAAAGACCAGUAA
Molecule: messenger RNA, 690 nt
Organism: Lampris incognitus (smalleye Pacific opah)
Lineage: Eukaryota; Metazoa; Chordata; Actinopteri; Lampriformes; Lampridae
Exons: 5
Coding region: 1-690 (229 amino acids)
Molecular function (GO): protein binding
Source: RefSeq, a predicted model, not a curated record